AUGGCGUCCGCAGCAGACAUCAAGCCCUGGCUCCGCGCGGCCUCACAGGCGUAUCUCCUCUCCAAAGCCAACAUCGUCGACGUCGAAACCGGCACUAUAAAACACGACCACUAUGUAGCAAUAAACGACGGCAAAAUCACCUCUGUCUCCUCCAGUCCACCAUCCCCAUCAGUCCUGCCAGCCUCAUACAUCACCGUCGAUUGCUCAGACCAAUAUAUAAGCCCAGGCCUCUUCGACGCACACGUCCACUUCGUCGCAGUCCCAGGCUUCAACGGCCUCUCCAUGGCCUUUGGCAACUUCAACGACGUCUCCCUCCUCCGCCAGCCCUACGUCGCCACCCAAAUGCUCCACCGCGGCUUCACCACCGUGCGCGACUGCGGCGGCGCCCAGCUCGCCUUCAAGCAAGCAAUCGAAGACGGCGUCUUCCCAGGCCCCCGCCUCUUCAUAGCAGGCCACGCCCUCUCCCAGUCCGGAGGCCACGGCGACAUCCGCAGCUCGCACGACCACGUGCAGUGCUGCGCAGGACACACGAAUGGCCUCGGCCGCAUCUGCGACGGGGUACCAGCCUGCAUGACCGCCGUCCGCGAGGAAAUCCGCUCCGGGGCCGACUUUAUCAAGAUCAUGGGCUCUGGCGGCGUUUCCACGCCUACAGAUCGCCUCGAGCAGCUGCAGUUCACGAACGCCGAGAUCCAGGCUAUCGUUGAGUGUGCGGAGAACGCGGGCACGUAUGUCACGGCGCACGCGUACACGCCCAAGGCCAUCCGGCACGCAAUCGAGAACGGGGUCAAGGGUAUUGAGCAUGGGAAUUUCGUUACUGAGGAGAUUGCGCGGCUUAUGGUGGAGAGAGGGGUGUAUCUUACGCCGACGCUGGUUUCGUAUGCGGAGAUGGAUUCGGAGCGGUGGAGGGGGUAUUUGCCUGCUGAUGGGCAGGCGAAGAAUACGGAGGUUUUGAGUGCGGGUUUGAAGAGUUUGAAGGUUGCUGCGGAUGCGGGGGUGACGAUUUGUUAUGGGAGUGAUUUGUUGGGCCCGUUGGGGUUGGCUCAGACGAGGGAGUUUGCACUGAGAGCGCAGGCUUUGAGUCCGUUGGCUGUGUUGCAGAGUGCGACUAUUAAUCCGGCAAAGAUGGUGGGACAGCCGGAAUUGCUUGGCCAGAUUAAGGAAGGGUUCUGGGCGGACGUGUUGUUCCUUAAUAAAAAUCCGCUGGAGGACGUGACGGUCUUUGACCGGCCGGAUGAGUGCGUGUUGGGCGUGAUGAAGGAGGGCCGGGUGUAUAAAAGCCGGUGGGAGGGCUUGAAGGAGGAUGCGGACAUUCCAGUGCGGAUUAAGUCUACAUGA
Molecule: messenger RNA, 1335 nt
Organism: Aspergillus puulaauensis
Lineage: Eukaryota; Fungi; Ascomycota; Eurotiomycetes; Eurotiales; Aspergillaceae
Exons: 1
Coding region: 1-1335 (444 amino acids)
Molecular function (GO): hydrolase activity, acting on carbon-nitrogen (but not peptide) bonds
Source: RefSeq, a predicted model, not a curated record